Messenger RNA from Dendroctonus ponderosae (mountain pine beetle), 1592 nucleotides. RefSeq names its product protein Mo25 (gene Mo25). The record is from RefSeq and is a predicted model, not a curated record. The transcript is spliced from 5 exons. NCBI's taxonomy places the organism in Eukaryota, Metazoa, Arthropoda, Insecta, Coleoptera, Curculionidae. Gene Ontology annotation, molecular function: protein serine/threonine kinase activator activity. Bases 223 to 1233 code for a protein of 336 amino acids. Gene Ontology annotation, biological process: intracellular signal transduction.
GAACAUGUGUUGGCAUAUAUCGCUUGUCAAAAUAUCAAGAUUCAGAUAGGGGAUUGCUGCAUCAAGCGAAGUAAUAUUUUUCAUCAAUCGCUCCAAACACAACGUAAAAGUGAAAUGAACGAAUCAGCUUGUUAACUGGACGGCCCAUCCACCAAUGAAGAUUUUCGUUUGAUCAGUAUUAAGCAGCUUAUUUGUCCCAUUCAUAGCCAAUCUCUUCUGGAAAUGCCUCUAUUUGGGAAAUCGCAAAAGGGCCCCACUGAAGUGGUCAAAGCGCUGAAAGAAGCAGUCAAUGCGUUGGAAAAGGGUGACAAGAAGGCAGAAAAGGCCCAGGAAGAUGUGUCGAAGAACUUGCUGCUGAUCAAGAACAUGUUGUAUGGCACAUCGGAGUCAGAGCCCCAAACUGAUAUAAUUGUAGCCCAGUUGGCCCAGGAACUGUAUAAUAGCAACCUUUUACUAAUGUUAAUUCAGAACUUAAACCGGAUCGAUUUCGAGGGCAAAAAGGAUGUGGCACAGGUGUUCAACAACAUUUUAAGGAGACAAAUUGGAACUCGGUCCCCCACUGUUGAGUAUAUCUGCACCAAGCCUGAGAUUUUGUAUACGCUUAUGAGCGGGUAUGAGCACCAAGAGAUUGCGCUGAACUGUGGAACAAUGUUGAGAGAGUGCGCCCGAUAUGAUGCCCUGGCUAAGAUCAUGUUAUAUUCUGAGGACUUCUACAAUUUUUUCCGGUAUGUGGAGGUCUCCACGUUCGAUAUUGCCUCAGAUGCAUUUUCCACUUUUAAGGAACUCCUAACACGGCACAAGAUAUUGUGUGCUGACUUCCUAGAGGUCAACUACGAUAAAGUGUUUGGGCACUAUCAGAGACUGUUAAAUUCAGAAAACUACGUUACCAGACGCCAAAGUUUGAAGCUACUAGGUGAACUGCUCUUGGAUAGGCACAACUUUACCGUGAUGACUAGAUACAUUUCCAAUCCAGACAACUUGAAAUUGAUGAUGAACAUGUUGAAAGAGAGAUCUAGGAAUAUUCAGUUUGAGGCCUUCCAUGUCUUUAAGGUGUUCGUAGCAAAUCCUAAUAAACCUAAACCAAUUCUGGACAUUCUACUCAGGAACCAAGAGAAGCUGGUAGAAUUUUUAAUGAAGUUCCACACAGAUAGGUGCGAAGACGAGCAGUUUAACGAUGAGAAGGCUUACCUAAUUAGACAAAUUAAAGAGCUUAAACCUUUACCGGGCCACUAAUUCAUUGAAUUCCUGUAAUGCUAUGGAUGCUAAGUAUGAUUUUUAUCGAUAAUACCACGAAUUUUGCUAAAAUAUUUUACUAAGAAAUGAUCGGUAGGAGAAUUUUAAAGGUAUUUAUUAGGAAUCCUGGCUUCGAAGAGUAUUGGUUUUAAUUUUAGAAUCUAGGAGAUAUAAGAGGUCAAUUCAGUACUACUAUGUUACAUUAUCAAUUUGCUGACAGCUUCAUUGCUUAAUUACUUUAGCUAAUCCAGAGAUUCAGCUGUUCAGAUAGUUUAGCAAAGAUAUUAAUCCAUUGUGGUCAGACUUGUACGAUUCAUUUGUAUGGUUCUCAACUAUUGAAAUAAAUUCAUUGUAUUGUU